AUAUCAAGUUGCCUUUUCUGUAUCGUUAUUGAAUAUGGUUCCUUAAUGAUGAUGCUUACUGGAUUAUCUCUAAUUACAACCAAUAUGAUUUGGGCUUUACAUAAUAAUCCAGUUCCAUUGGAGAUUCCAUUUCAAUCACCAAGUGGUAGUAGAGUGCAGUUCUUACACCCUGACUAUUCAUGGGCUUAUUGGAUAAAUCUAACCAACGGAUUAUUUUGCUUGCUAUUGGGGAGUUUUGUUUACAUUAUUGACAUUAAAUAUCCUGAUCUAACGGCUCAAUUUUUCGGCAUCGAUAUAAUUCAAAACUAUCAAGAUUACUUUCGAGAAAUAGAUGAAGAUAAAAAAAGACUACAAAGUGAUGGGUCAAGCGUAUCGACGGACAGCACAUUGAAAAUGAAGAAUGGUGAUUCGAAUUAUGUUGCCUUACGGAAAAAGGUCACCUCUGAUAGACUUUCUCGGCUAAAUCGAUUGACUCUUCGUAAUGGAGGAAAUAAGAGUAUCGAUCGACCCGUUGCAGUUGGUAAUCAAUCGAAAAGUAUCCAAGAGAUCACCGAGCCUCAUUAUGUUGUACCCAAAACGAUUACUGUACCUAUUCAACCUCGAGUAGUCGGUGUGAUACCUGGUGGAUCUCGAGGAGUAGAAAAAUUUUCAUUAUCAACUCAAUAGUUGAUAUCAAUUAUCGUUUCAAGUCUAAACAAAUUUUAUUUGGAGAGUUA
Panonychus citri (citrus red mite) is the source of this 716-nucleotide messenger RNA. RefSeq lists its product as uncharacterized. Gene Ontology annotation, biological process: protein transport. The annotation marks the transcript as partial. Gene Ontology annotation, cellular component: endoplasmic reticulum membrane. NCBI's taxonomy places the organism in Eukaryota, Metazoa, Arthropoda, Arachnida, Trombidiformes, Tetranychidae. The record is from RefSeq and is a predicted model, not a curated record. The transcript has 4 exons.